AUGUCCAGUGCAACGGAAAUUCCUCGCGGGGAUAUCACAGUUCCAUUAAACUUCUAUGGACCUCCAGCCGAUGGCUCCGAGCCUUACUUCAUCGUUAACAAAGAAGAUGGCAAUAAACCAGAGUUCAACUUUUCGGACAACAGCGUAGACGUCACUAUACAUGAUAUACGCAGCUCUGAGAACACUUUCUGCAUAGACCAUGACGCAUUCCAGGUUGUAACAGAUGCACCCCCGCCAUCGGAGGUAAUAGACUUCACGGAUGAUGAAUACAUCAGGGCGAAUUACUAUCCCGAGGUCAAACAAUCGAUCUUGGAAAAACUGCCGGGCGAUAUCCAGAUCUUCAUUUAUGACCACACCGUGCGCCACCAAGCUGAGGGAGGAGCGCAGUAUCGAUCUUUGACCAGGGUCCAUAUCGAUCACACGACAAACAAUGCUAUUCGACGUAUGCGACAAUUCUUUCCCACAGAGGCAGACCGCCUCUUGCAAAGUCGUUACCACAUUGUCAAUGUGUGGCGGCCACUGAACAAAAAGCCACUCGAGUCAUAUCCACUUGCCUUUGCGUCGGCCUCGACAUUCGACACCGCCGAUGUGAUACUCAUACAACAUCGAUAUAAGGAUGGAAGCAUAGUCACAGAAGUAGGCCUUAUAAAACACAGUUCUAGUCAAGCCUGGUACUACUCUAGUGGCAUGGCAGACCGCGAGAGAAUACUACUCAAGUUUUUUGACAGCGACUCAUUGGAAGAGGGCUCCGAGAUUGCAUGUAAAACCCCCCAUACUGCGUUUAGGGACCCUAGGAUUAAAUCAAGUGCUGUUUCUAUUUCUCUUACUUAG
Molecule: messenger RNA, 831 nt
Organism: Fusarium fujikuroi IMI 58289
Lineage: Eukaryota; Fungi; Ascomycota; Sordariomycetes; Hypocreales; Nectriaceae
Product: related to 7alpha-cephem-methoxylase P8 chain
Exons: 1
Coding region: 1-831 (276 amino acids)
Molecular function (GO): oxidoreductase activity
Source: RefSeq, a predicted model, not a curated record